GAAACGAUUAUCACAGACAGGAAGUAAACCACACAUUUGCAAAAAUAUUAACAUUCUGGAGCAUAAACUGUAGGGGGAAAAAAGUACGUUCGUUUGCUGUUAGCUAACAGAAAUCAAUAUGAGUCAGUUAAUGAUUGCUCUCUCAUCAAACUAAAGCGAACAAGCAAGGUAUUUCAGGCAGAAGUGUGAAAUGUCGUUUCCCCAGCCCAAACCUGAGGUCCCUCAGCUCCCCCAAAACCUUCUCAGGACCAUAGACUGCCAACAAGGGGCUGUAAGAGCUGUGCGAUUCAAUGCUGAUGGUAACUACCUGCUGUCUUGCGGCAGUGACAAGUCUCUGAAGUUGUGGAGUGUAAGUCGAGGGACACUGCUGAAGACGUACAGUGGCCAUGGAUACGAGGUUCUAGAUGCUGAUGGAGGUACGAGUUACCAGACCCAGUCUCAGGGAUGGCUUACUCUGGAGAUCCCUUUCAUCUCCACUGAUUCCUAUGACAACAGCCAGCUGUGUUCCUGCAGCUCGGACAAGACGGUGAUCCUCUGGGACGUCGCCACGGGACAGGUCACCCGGAAACUCAGGGGUCACGCUGGGAAAGUCAACUGUGUCCAGUUCAAUGAAGAAGCUACAGUCAUUUUAUCUGGCUCCAUAGAUGGUACAGUGCGCUGCUGGGACACCAGGUCCAGAAAAUUUGACCCCAUCCAGAUUCUGGACGAGGCUCAGGAUGGUGUCAGCAGUCUGAAGGUGUCUGAACACGAGCUGCUCACUGGGUCAGUGGACGGGAGAGUGAGACGGUAUGACCUGCGGAUGGGCCAGCUGCAUGUGGACUUCAUCAACAGCCCCAUCACGUGUGUGUGUUUCAGUGCGGACGGCCAGUGCACUCUGACCUCCAGCCUGGACUCCACCGUGCGUCUACUGGACAAGAGCACAGGGGAGAUGCUGGGAGAGUACACAGGACACAAGAUGAAGGGCUACAAGCUGGACUGCUGUCUGUCUAGUAAGGAUACUCACGUCCUGAGCUGCUCUGAAGACGGACACGUGUACUGCUGGGACCUGGUAGAGGGUUCUCUGAUGCUGAAGCUGCCAGUCGGGAAGGCUGUCGUCCAAUCGCUGUCUUUCCAUCCCUCGGAGACCCGCCUCCUCACAGCCAUGGAGGGGCGUGUCCAGGUGUGGGGGGCGGAGCCAGAGGAAACUGAAGAGGAGGUGGUGGUUGUUCAACAGGAAAAAGCAUAGUAAUCAUUAGGUGGACAUGACAGAAAGGACAAGAGUCAUGAUAUCGUCAGAACUGAUGAGUACUACUGUACUGAACUGCCUGUUCUUCACUAAGGGUUAGGGAUCGGAUUUUGGUUCAGGGAAAUGGUUGUGUGGUUGAAAAGUGCCGUUGCUUCCAUGGCUAAAAUAUGGAAUAAAUCAAUGAAAGUACUGCUGAUGUCCCAGCAUUAUCAAUAAUGUUUUUUAAAAUAUUCAUUGUAAAUAUUUUGUAAAUGAUGAGUUUUGAAUAAACCCUUUGUAUUUUCCAAAUGAA
Messenger RNA from Oncorhynchus kisutch (coho salmon), 1517 nucleotides. Its product is annotated as WD repeat domain-containing protein 83. Lineage: Eukaryota; Metazoa; Chordata; Actinopteri; Salmoniformes; Salmonidae. Gene Ontology annotation, biological process: mRNA splicing, via spliceosome. The record is from RefSeq and is a predicted model, not a curated record. Gene Ontology annotation, cellular component: catalytic step 2 spliceosome. Bases 191 to 1225 code for a protein of 344 amino acids. Gene Ontology annotation, molecular function: protein binding. The transcript has 10 exons.